Molecule: messenger RNA, 1055 nt
Organism: Anopheles stephensi (Asian malaria mosquito)
Lineage: Eukaryota; Metazoa; Arthropoda; Insecta; Diptera; Culicidae
Gene: B9d1
Product: B9 domain-containing protein 1
Exons: 1
Coding region: 359-988 (209 amino acids)
Biological process (GO): cilium assembly
Cellular component (GO): MKS complex
Source: RefSeq, a predicted model, not a curated record
AAUGAUUUAUUUGUAUUGUUAGGAUUAAAAUAAGAACCUUACUGAGACUACACACAAACGGCUCAAAAGGCUCGUUGUUGCUUGUGUAAAUGCUAUAAGUCUGUCCGCAAUGUCCGUGUCGUGUAAAACCGUGCUUCACUUACUAUUCUACCCACUAAUUACCCCAAAUCUAAGCAGCUUAUGGUUCUAUACCGUGCGGUGUGUGCGCGCGUUGCCAUGGAAAUGGUUACCAGUGCCGCCAACCAAAACACACAACAGAGGGUUUGCAUCGUGUUUUUGUUCGUGUUUCGAGAGAGUUAGUUUUGUGUCGUCCUGAUCUAUUGUUGUUUGUCCUUGUGCUCCCUACUCACGCCUUGGAAUGCUGGAACUACAGCUAACAUCCGGUGAGAGUGAAAAUUUCUUCCAUCUAACCGUUACGGGCCAGCUCGAGUCGGCCUACUUCCCGAUGGGUCCGGACGGCAGUGGACUGUUCUGUCGGUACGAUCUGGUGGCCGGUCCGGAUUGGGAGCUAGUGUCCGGGCUGCGGUCCGCCGUUACCCAGAGUGCACGCACGGAAUCCGACUACCGGACGGUGGUGUUUAAUAUGCCGAUAGAGUUUACGAUGAAAUCCACCAACCCGUACGGUUGGCCCCAGAUCGUCUUCAGCCUGUACGGUGCGAACAUCUGGAACGUGGAAACCAACCGUGGCUAUGCACGGGUUCACUGUCCACUGAGCGGUGGUGGCAACGGUACGUCGGCGGAACGUACCCUACGGGCACCACUCUUCAUCCCGAAGUACUCCAACAUGUGUUCCGCGGCGAUGAGCUGGAUCAGUGGCGUUAAUCCGGAAAUGCGCGAUCCAAAGAUACUGACCGACGGCUCCAAACACAAGGGUCUCGCGUGCGAGACCUACGGUGAGCUGGUGGUACGAUUGCAGACCAUUUCGCGCGGCACCACCCAGAUGGCGCUCGACUGGGGCCAAACGACGAACGUGGACGACCGGUACUGAGUGAGGAGCCGCUUAGCACUGCAACAGCGAAUUUGAAUAAAGGCACACGCACGCACUUAACACGCUA